ACCCUAAAACCUACUCAUUCCUUACCCUUUUCAUUCUCAUUUCCCCGUCUCUCUCUUCAACUUCUCACAGACACACUCACUCUCUCUCUCUCUCUCUCUCUUUUUCUCUUAACCCUUCGUUUUCCUUGAACACACAAUCGCAUCAACUAUUUGUUGAAACGACUAACUGUAAAACCCUAGAUUUAAAAAAAAUGCGGAUUUCUGAAGCAGCUACUGCUCUCAAAAGCAGAUUUGGAUUCCAUGAACCUUCUUCAGAUACAGAUUUAAUCAAGAGUUCCCCUUUCUUGAAAUCGUCUUUCAAAGAAAAUAAUCUUGUAUAUUCUACUCCUUCUUCUUCUUCAGUAAGCAAUUUUGGUGAAAGAGGAGAUGAUCAUGUAGGAGUUAUUCAGAGAUCGUCCAGCCUUAAUUUUGAGUUACAAGAAGAUCCUUCUUUCUGGAAAGAUCACAAUGUUCAGGUUGUUAUUAGAGUACGUCCUCUUAGUAAUUCUGAAAUAUCAAUCCAAGGCCUAAGCAAAUGUGUUAGGCAGGAGAGUAGUCAGACUAUUACUUGGACAGGGCAUCCAGAAUCUCGUUAUACAUUUGAUCUUGUUGCAGAUGAGAAUGUCACCCAGGAAAAUCUGUUCAAUGUGGCUGGAUUGCCAAUGGUUGAGAAUUGUAUGGGAGGUUACAACAGCUGCAUGUUCGCAUAUGGACAAACUGGGAGUGGUAAGACACACACCAUGAUGGGAGACAUUGACGGAGGUACUCGACGACAUAGUGUUAAUUGUGGUAUGACACCAAGAGUUUUUGAACACUUGUUCACAAGAAUCCAAAAGGAUAAAGAGGCUCGCAGAGAUGAAAAGCUGAGAUUUACUUGCAAGUGCUCAUUUUUGGAGAUAUACAAUGAGCAGAUUUUAGAUCUUUUAGACCCAUCAUCAGCUAAUUUACAGAUUAGAGAAGAUUCCAAGAAAGGUGUUUAUGUGGAGAAUCUGAAGGAGAUGGAAGUUACUUGUGCACGGGAUGUUAUUCAACUCCUUGUUCAGGGAACAACUAACAGAAAGGUGGCUGCCACAAACAUGAACCAUGCAAGUAGUCGUUCUCAUAGUGUUUUCACAUGUAUAAUUGAGAGUAAGUGGGAGGUUCAAGGUGUUACCCACCAUCGAUUUGCACGGCUAAAUCUUGUGGAUUUGGCUGGUUCAGAGAGGCAAAAGAGUUCUGGUGCUGAAGGUGAACGCCUAAAAGAAGCCACAAACAUCAACAAGUCGCUUUCGACCUUGGGGCUGGUAAUUAUGAAUCUAGUAAACAUCUCCAAUGGGAAGUCACUUCAUGUCCCUUACCGUGAUUCAAAGCUCACAUUUUUGCUUCAGGACUCACUUGGUGGGAAUUCAAAAACAACAAUAAUCGCCAAUAUAAGUCCUGCUAAUUGUAACUCACUGGAGACUCUGGGCACAUUGAAAUUUGCACAACGUGCUAAAUUUAUCAAGAACAAUGCAAUAGUGAAUGAAGAUGCAUCUGGAGAUGUGCUUACCAUGCGUAUCCAGAUUCAACAACUCAAGAAAGAGGUAAACCAACUGCGGAGUUUGGUUAACGGAGGAAUUGAGAACCAGGAAGUUGAUUUUCCGAGUGUCUCCUUUCCGGGAUCUCCAGGCUCCUUUAAGUGGGAAGGAUUGCAGGGAUCAUUUAGUCCACUAACGUGUGAUAGAAAGAAGCCUCGUAAUAAAGAGUUUGAAGCUGCUCUGGUUGGGGCCUUCAGGAGGGAAAAGGAGAAACAAAUAGCAAUGCAGUCACUGGCUGCUGAAAAUCAGGCAGCAAUGCAAUUGGCCAAACGAAGAGAAGAUGAGAUAAAGAAUCUGAAAAUGCGGCUUCGGUUUCGCGAGGCCGGAAUCAAAAGGUUGGAGGCAGUUGCAUCUGGGAAGAUCUCAGCUGAGGUGCAUCUCUUACAGGAAAAGGAGGAAUAUCUGAAAGAGAUAGAGGUUCUCCAUAACCAGGUGGAUAGGAACCUUGAAGUGACUAGAUUUGCGAUGGAAAAUCUUCGUUUGAAAGAAGAAGUCAGAAGAUUAAAGAGUUUUUCUGAGGAGGGAGAGCGCGAGAUGAUGAGUGAACAAAUCAUGAUACUACAGAAUAAGUUGCUAGAAGCAUUAGAUUGGAAGCUUAUGCAUGAAUCUGAAUUUUCGAUGAACCAGAAAGGAAAUUCUAGUCUGGCCAGCUUUGAGGAUAGUUUGCUGACUUCUAGUCAGGAUCCCGCAUCAUCUUGGGGUUCUUCCAUGAGCGCAGAGAAUGAAUUCCUUCGUAUUCAGGCUAUACAAAACCAGAGCGAAGUUGAAACACUGCACAAGAAACUAGAUUCCUGCCUUAAAGAAAAAGAAAAUUUGCAGAGACAGAUUGAUGAUUUAGUAAGAGACCUAGAGAAUGAGAAAAGAAGAGCUAGUAAUAUGGAGGAAGCAGCAAGGAAAAAUCUUCCUGUUGGUGCUUCUGAUGAUCAGAUGGAGCUUAAAACCAUGGUUGACGCAAUUUCAGCUGCAAGUGAACGAGAAGCUGAAGCUCAUGAAACGGCAAUUAUCCUGGCUAAGGAGAAUGACGAACUUCGGAUGAAGCUAAAGGUUUUUAUCGAGGACAACAAAAAAUUGAUCGAACUAUAUGACGGGGCCGUAUCAGAAGUCAACAAGGCUGAGAAAACUGAAGAUAACAGUAUCCGGUUGGCAGAUAUUCAGAAAGAGAAAGAUACUGACAGUAAAAUGACGAUUGAUAACCUGAAGCAUCAACUCCAAGAUUUGCAUGAAGAGAAUGAGAAACUAAUGAGUUUGUACGAGAAAGCUAUGCUGGAGAGGGAUGAAUUUAAGAGUCGGCAAAGCAAUGUUAAAGUGAAGGAAGAAUGUAGUUAUUCAGAGAAUCUGGAUGGAGACCAAAGUCUCAAGUUAACAGACCUUGCUUCUCAACCUGGGGAAGAAAAAGAUUCAGGAAAUGAGUUAAAUGUCUCUGGAUCUAUUGAAGAAUCUCUCGGAGUUGGUGGGGAUCCGAUGGAAGUAGAAGAAAAUGUUUUUGAUGGUGCGGAACCAAAAAUGUCAGCCACAGAAACUUCAGAGGAGCUGGGUAUGACUAGCCGGAAGCUUGAAACAGCACAGCAUAAGCUUGUGAGUGCAGCCAAAGCUUUAAGCUUGUUCGCUUUACUCGAGAAGGCAACUACGGAGGAAGAGGAACUCUCAAGAGAAACUGAAGCUGCAGAGAAAUGUAUACUUGUGAAGCAGCAAGAUUUAGCAGACAGUAAACUUCUCUCUUCUGAGAUACAUGACAAGAAAGCUAUUGCUUACCAUAAGCUAUUAGCUCUUAAAUCUUCCCUUUCGAGUAUUUCUUUAGCUCUUAGCAACUGGGAAGAGCGAGAAGAGCGAGCUAGGAGGAAGCUGGAGUCGUCUUCAACUUGUGUUUUGCAGAAAAAAGAUGAACUGGCAUGUCUUCAAGCCAAGAAGGAUGAAGUUGAGGUUGCUCAGGAGAGGGCUCAUCAAUCUGAAGAUGAGUUGAGGAACAAACUCAUAUGUCUGAAAUCAAAACUGGAUGAGGAGAACAAGAAAGUAGAGGCAGAAAGGGUACUUUUUUCAAUAGACAGUAAUGUGGUUGUUCCAGCACAAAGAAAUUGGAAUAUGGGGGGUAAAGCUACUGAACUUCUUAUAUCUGAAGAGCUGCAGACUAAGUUGAAAAGGGAAAUCAAGCAAACUCGAGAAAAAUUGAAUUGUAUGGUAAUGGAAAUCGAUGAGUUGAAAAUAAAGUCAGAGAAGUUAGAAACUGAUACCGAAACUGUCAGAAAGGACUUGUCAGCUGGUUUGAAAUCGGUAGAGGAACUGGAACUGGGAUUUCAAGAACUUUUCCAAGAGAAGGAGGUGAUUAAUGAGUCUAGAGAAACUAUGAUGAACGAAAUAGGCAAUAUGGUAGUAGAGUACCAGCAAUGUGUAUUCGAGUCUGAUCUUAAAGAAGGGGAACUGGAGUUACUUGGUGAGGAACUUCAGAUGGAAAUGAAUAACUUAAAGGAAUUAAGAAAGAUGCAGGAAAUCGAAACUCAGAAGACGGCUCAACUACUGAACGAAACUAGAAUAUCUGUUUCAGAAGCUACAUCAUUGCUGAGUGAAGUUGAUAUGUAAUUCUAGUUUCUUUCUUCUCCCCUUGAGAGUCUGUAAUUUCUGUAAAUUACUGUUAACGGUGGAUUGUAUCUAUUUGAUACGAACACAUUGUAAUUUGUAUUGACUCUUACUAGAGUGAGGGUGGGAUUAAUCAAUAUCACUUGAAUGGUUUUUUUUAAAAA
Messenger RNA from Papaver somniferum (opium poppy), 4270 nucleotides. Its product is annotated as kinesin-like protein KIN-12E. Gene Ontology annotation, biological process: microtubule-based movement. The transcript has 22 exons. Bases 192 to 4109 code for a protein of 1305 amino acids. NCBI's taxonomy places the organism in Eukaryota, Viridiplantae, Streptophyta, Magnoliopsida, Ranunculales, Papaveraceae. The record is from RefSeq and is a predicted model, not a curated record. Gene Ontology annotation, molecular function: ATP binding; microtubule motor activity; microtubule binding.